Phycodurus eques (leafy seadragon) is the source of this 2471-nucleotide messenger RNA. RefSeq names its product cell division cycle 25B (gene cdc25b). NCBI's taxonomy places the organism in Eukaryota, Metazoa, Chordata, Actinopteri, Syngnathiformes, Syngnathidae. The transcript is spliced from 15 exons. Gene Ontology annotation, molecular function: protein tyrosine phosphatase activity. Gene Ontology annotation, cellular component: cytoplasm; nucleus. Gene Ontology annotation, biological process: positive regulation of G2/M transition of mitotic cell cycle; positive regulation of G2/MI transition of meiotic cell cycle; protein dephosphorylation. The record is from RefSeq and is a predicted model, not a curated record. Bases 278 to 1990 code for a protein of 570 amino acids.
UGCGUGCGGGCCAGAAAGCGGAGGCUGUCAGACGGGGAGACGCUCAGCGCACAGCGCCGCAACAGCCAUGCCGCUUUAGCGCCUCAAUUUCCCAUUUAUUCAUCCUCUCCCGUUGCUCGCUCGGACAUGAUUUCGUGUUAACGCUUCGGAGCGGCGCAGGCUAAAUGGUUAGCUCGUGGGUUAGCUUACAACUCUUGCUAAUUGGCGACACCGAAUUCCAGUAAAACAACACAAAUCCCGAGCGGCCGAAAAUCUCCGGGAGCCCAAAGACGACAGCAUGGACGAACGUUCGGGCAGCAAAAGUCCCGGCGCGAGGAGCAGGCCCAACGACAUCCCCGGCCUUUCCUCGUUGCCUCUGCCGGACGUGAGCCCCAAGACGGCCCCGUGCAGGACGGCGAUUCUCUCGCCCAUCACCAAUCUUGCCCUGGACAUGAACAAGUUGGUGGGACUCGGGAGCCAGUGCGAGACGCCGAAGAGGAGCAAGCACGCGCCCCCUCUGGAGAAGGUGCCCUCCUUCGCCUCGGAUGUCUCCUCCGACGCCGGCCUCGGCAUGGAUUCCCCGAGUCCCAUCGAUACCCUGGAAAUGGAGGACGCGUUCGAGAAGGCCAUCCGGCGGUCCAGCAGAGUCAACGAGAAGAUGCCCAUCAGACGGAACAACUCCUUACCGCUUCAGCUCCUUUGCUUCAGUCCGUCCCUGAAGGGAUCCGAACCGGUUGCUAAUCGCUACGGCGUAUUCGGCCAGCAGCCCGACCGUGUCGACGACGACGCCUCGUCGUCUCAGUGGGAAAACAAGGAGAACCUCUCCAAGGAGGGCUUUGAGUUCAAGAAGCCCACCAAACCCGCGUCCCGCACCCGAGUGCGCUCCUUCAACGGCGGCCCGCCGAAAGACUCGUUCGCCCACCGCCCCAACUCGGCGCCGGCUCUCAUGCUGUCAUCGCCUCCCACCGCGCAGCAGCUGGAGUUUAACGACAGCAGCCCAUUGUUCCUCCGACGUUCCUCCCUCACGUCGGCGCUCGACGAUGACGACGACGACGGCUUCCUGGACGUGCUGGACGACAACAUGGCGACCGCCGCCGACAUGCCGCAGGGGAUGGCCAGCUUGCUCACAGCGCCGCUAGUGGCCGACGGCUUCAGAGACGACUCGCCCGUGAUCAGCUGGCGGCCGCGCAGCCUUUUCCGCUCCCCGUCUAUGCCCAGUCCCUCCGUGUCCCGCGCCUGCACCAAGCGUCCAGACUGCCCCGGAGACGACAACACGCCCGCGCGGGUCAAGCGGCGCCGUAGCCUGGCGUGCUCCGAAGGCGACAAAGAGGAACGGGACACGAGCUCCCCGCAGACGGCUCGCUUGCAGCUGCAGAGGUCCAAGUCCUUCUGCCAGAUGGAGAUCGACAAAGUUCUGGACAGGAACGACGGCACCGCAGACCUUAUCGGAGACUUCACCAAACCCUACGCGCUGCCGACGGUGGGCGGCCAACAUCAGGACCUCAGAUACGUCGCGGCGGAAACGCUGGUGGCGGCACUGCAGGGCCGCUUCAGUCACGCGGUGGAGCGAGUCAUCGUCGUGGACUGCCGCUACCCGUACGAGUUCGACGGCGGGCACAUCAAGGGCGCCCUGAAUCUCUACCUGGAGGACGAGGUCCAGGACUUCCUCCUGCGGACGCCGGUGGCGGCGUCGUGCCCGGACAAGCGCGUCAUCGUGGUGUUCCACUGCGAGUUCUCGUCGGAGCGCGGCCCUCGCAUGUGCCGCUACGUGCGCAAGCGCGACCGCACCGUGAACGACUACCCCAAACUCCACUACCCCGAGCUGUACGUGCUCAAGGGCGGAUACAAGGAGUUCUUCCCCCUCUUCCAGAUGCAGUGCGAGCCCGAGUCGUACCGGCCCAUGAUGGACGAGGACUUCCGCGAGGACCUGAGGACGUGUCGCCUGAAGAGUCGCUCGUGGGCCGGCGAGCGCAGCAAGCGCGACAUGUACAGCCGCCUCAAGAAGCUGUGAGCGCCCCCUGCCGGCCGCCCGCCCGCCUGCCUGCGCCCGCCGCUUUGGACCUACUUCCUGCCAUCGCUGCUGACGUCCACUUUAACAAUGUGUCAGUACUUACAUGCCUACAAAACCAGUAGGUGAUUUUGUUUUUUUUGUUUUGUUGACUUUUUCCCCGCUGUCCACUGCCUUUUUAAAUCACACGUUUUUAAAAAUGAAUCGAGUUCCCGGUUUUAAGCGCAAUUUGAUCUGUGGCUGUUCUUAUUGCUGUUUUUUACGAUUUGUUUUAUUGUGCUCCGUUCGAGAAGCACCGAAUCAAAUUGGCAGCGAGAUUGUUGAUGUCCGGCAGGAGCGCAAAUGCGCAACCGCGUUCGGAGCGUGAAAGAAAGCGGGACCAAAUUGGCGUGUGUGUUGUUGUUGUUGCCGACCAAUUUCGUGUUUUUGUUGAGCGGUCCCGAUUUUGGCACAUGACACUUGGGAGAUCUUCCCAAUAAAUAUC